UGAAUAGGGGCGGAGGAACCAAACUCAUUAGAAUCCUAAAAAAGAAAGUAUCCGAGAUCAUAAAACACCCGGCUGCAGGACUAAGUGUUCACUCACAGCCAGACAGAGACAGAGAGGAAACCUCUUGUCAAAUUUCUUUCUGACCCUCAGAGCAUCAGCGUUUUAACAGAUCCACUUCUUCAUUGUUUCCCUUUCUACACUGCGCUCUCUGUGUUCAGAUAACUGUGUCGAUGGCAGUUAUUCUUCUGAAUAUCUGAUUUUCAGGAACAAAUCUUGGCUUCAUCACUGCUCUAUGUCUUGUAGACGGGCAAACGUGACGCAUGGACACUGACAGGGCGAACGCAUCUCAUUGAGAAACUUCAUUUUUGCGGCACUUUUUGGUAUUUCAGUAUUUUUUUUCAAGGAUGCUCGCCUUAACUUGGAAUAGAUGCUGUGUUGUGAUGCUUAUCGUCGCUACACUGAAGACGGGGACAUCCCAGGUAUCAGAGGCGCGUCCGAAGGCGAACUUAAUCAAGCCUGCUCUGUUGGAAGAGGCACCUACACUUGCUCCAAACCGAUCCGCCGCUGUCCACCUUGGGAUCACCAAGAAAUAUAACGUCCUUGCGCAGGUGUAUCCAUGCAGCAAUGAUAAGGAGUGCAGUGUGGGAAGCUACUGCCACAGCCCUCAACAGGCUCCCUCUCGCUGCCUCACCUGCCGCAGGAGGAAGAAGCGCUGCCAUAGAGAUGCCAUGUGCUGUCCUGGGAACCGCUGCAGUAACUAUAUUUGUGUCCCUGUCUCUGAGAGUGUGAUCUCACCUCACAUCUCAGCUUUAGAUGAGCAUAACAAACUCUCCACCAAAGACCACAGCUGGAGGAAGGGUGGGAAAGCACAUGCUAAGCAUUCUCUUAAAGGGCAUGAGGGCGACUCUUGCCUGCGUUCAUCCGACUGCUCGGAGGGCUACUGCUGCGCCCGCCAUUUCUGGACCAAAAUCUGCAAGCCGGUGCUGAGGCAGGGAGAGGUGUGCACCAAGCAGAGAAAGAAAGGCUCUCACGGCUUGGAAAUCUUCCAGCGCUGUGACUGUGCCAAGGGCCUUUCCUGCAAGGUGUGGAAAGAUGCCACCUCCUCGUCCAAGUCCAGGCUCCACAUGUGCCAGAAGAUCUGAAGUGGGGGCAGCUGCUGUCGGCCUAGAGGCCUCUGUCUCCAUCUGCCAGGGAAAGUUUUUUAAAGGAUAGGUUGUGGCUGUAUUGAGAAGGAGUGAAAGACAGAGACAAACAAGAGACAGAACAGACUCUUGUGGGUUCAAGCUCGCUAUUCGGCAAGCAGAGAGUGAAUGGGAUUGCUUUAAUGUGUUUGCUGUGAGUGGUUCAUCCCUGCACACAUACAUACAUAUGCACACACACACACACACACACACACACACACACACACACACACACACACACACACACACACACACACACACACACACACACACACACACACACACACACACACACAAGAUUAUAUCAAUGAGCUUAUGGUGUGCAUGCUCACAAACACAACAAACUUUUUACACAUUCUCGUGAAAUUCAGGGAUCCACAAAGUUAGCCAGUAAAUGCUGUGAUAGUUGUGGACCUUUUCUAGAUGGAGGCAACAGACGUAGCAAUCUUUCAUCAAGCUUCAACUUAUAAUAAUAAGACAGAUAGACUAUUUACAGAAAAGCCAUAUGUUUCCUGCACAGUACAUUCUUUUCCAAACUCCAAAGUCAAAGAUCUGAUGUGUAAUAUCUUGUGUCAUUACUGGAUGUGCCAUGAUUUGUUAUCUGUUUUGUCAAAUUUCCAUAUCUGACUGUUCUUGUUGUUGUUUUAAGUCUUGAGGAAUUCAGCUAUUGCUAUGCAAGACCUUUACAACUAGUAACAAUAUCCAGAUACAAAAAUACCGGUCAUAUCAUAUGAGGAGCUAAUUGCAUACACUGUUCACUCCAGAGCUUUACUCGUGUAACAGCAUCCUGAGACUUCAAUGCAAAGCAUAAUACUCUUAAACCAAAGAAUGAAAGAAUAUUUACAUCAGAGUGAUGAGUUUCAUCUGGGACAUUAGCUCCUUGCCCAAUUUCUAGCCACAAGAAGAGAGAUAAAGGAUUGUGUCCAUUGUGGAAAGCUCGUUUGAUCUGUCAGAUACAGCUGCAAUCUAUUGUGAUACAACUGUGUGGGUUAAAAACAGUUUGCACUGAGGUAGUGAUCUGCUGCAGAUACCAGACCAGAGAAUGGUUCUGCUUUUCCAAUCACAAGAACAGGAUUCAAGGAUACUAUGGCAGUGCAAUUUCUUUCCAUUUGCAAAGCCAGUAGGAAUGGAGAUGUGAGAAAUUGAUUACAAAAACGUUCUACAAACCUGAUGUUUUCAAAGAGAAUUGCAUUUUGAAUCAACAUUUCGUUGAUGGCACACAGCCCUGUUUAUUAUUCUGUUUUUUCCAAAUUUGACUGCAUACUUGGUUGUAUUGGAGGUGAAACAAUGCCCCCCCCCCCCCCCCCCCCCCCG
Molecule: messenger RNA, 2495 nt
Organism: Perca fluviatilis (European perch)
Lineage: Eukaryota; Metazoa; Chordata; Actinopteri; Perciformes; Percidae
Gene: dkk2
Product: dickkopf WNT signaling pathway inhibitor 2
Exons: 4
Coding region: 405-1142 (245 amino acids)
Biological process (GO): negative regulation of canonical Wnt signaling pathway; multicellular organism development
Cellular component (GO): extracellular region
Molecular function (GO): receptor antagonist activity; co-receptor binding
Source: RefSeq, a predicted model, not a curated record